This is a messenger RNA of Entamoeba invadens IP1, 1866 nucleotides long. RefSeq lists its product as hypothetical. NCBI's taxonomy places the organism in Eukaryota, Evosea, Mastigamoebida, Endamoebidae. The transcript has a single exon. The record is from RefSeq and is a predicted model, not a curated record. Bases 1 to 1866 code for a protein of 621 amino acids.
AUGACACGACGACUCGACCGUUACUCAAUGAUGAUUGUUUCAAAAUACUUCAACGACAUUGGUGACUUUGUUAAUCUUGUUAUGGUCAACAGAAAGUUCACCGAGAUACCAGAGAUGUUCCAUUACAACCCGAUUCCUCUGACAAGAAAAACAGCGAAACACUUCCCAAAUGUGGAGACACUCCACAUCUAUAAAAACAGCGACUUGUAUAUGAAGGAUUACUACCAGUACUAUGUCCACAUCGAAAUGUCUGUUCUGCAAUACAUGGAGAUGUUCAAAACGCGUCGAAUGAUAUGUCCACGUGUAUUCUUUUCAUACACAAACAAACACGAUAUACUGUCAUUCAAACACGCAACUGUCUUGAAAGUCGUUCCAAACAACGUGGAGAUUCCAGCGUCUUUUGAUUGCUCCAACAUCAUCAAGUUUGAUGCGCGUUGUUUUUAUCAUAACACACAGCUGUCAUCCAUCACACUUUCAACCAAUUUGGUUGAAAUUCCAGAUUGCUGUUUUAUGUUGUGUAUUCGCCUCAAAGCAAUUGAUCUGAAGAAUGUUUGUGUUUUGGGUCAAAAUUGCUUUGCGGACUGCGACAGUUUGAGUGCAAUCACGUUUACUACACGACUGAGAAAAACUGCAAAAAGUGCAUUCAAUUUGGUGACUUCAAUUCAAAAUGUCACAGCACCAAACGUCAAAUGCGUUGACUUCAUUGUGACUGCGUCUUCAUCAAAAGCAUUUUCUGGAAUACAACACAAAACAGUCACAACAAGAAAAGACGUUGCAAACGGGUUUGGACUCGACUUCAUAUCGGACGAAAUUUGCAGUUAUGCCUUCAAUUACAAGAGGGGCAUUUCCGGUAUGAACAUUGCAAGCACAGUCACAUCAAUUGAAACAAACGCAUUUGAAAACAGCGAUUUGACACGACUCGAUUUGUCGUUUGUUCAGUUUUUUGGAGAGCAACAGAAUAUGACGCGGAUCACAGCAAUCACAACAAACGACAACAUACAAAUCAACAACUUGUAUGACUACAAAACACUCAAGAAUAUAUCGUGUUACAAGACCAACACAAUUCACGGCAAGGCAGCGUGCUGGAUGAAAGAGAUGAUCGAUAAGGCGGUUCUUGAUGUCGACGAAUACUACUUGUCUAAAGAGGACUUUGAAAUGUGGAAAGGUGUCAUCCCACACAAUUUCAACAAACUGAAGGCAAUCUCCCCGUUUGUUAACUUCCAGAAGUUUAAUAUUGAAGAGAUUGUGAUACCUGAGGGCAUCACACGUAUCGGAGUGCAGACUAUCACAAGCUGUACGUGUCUCACAAAACUUGUGUUGCCAAAGGGAGAUGCCAUCAAGUUGUCGAUAUUUACACACCCACACAUCAGAGAAAUCAGUCUGAGUCCAAACGCAGUCCACUAUUUCAGCAAAUGUCACGCCCUCAGAUCAGUCACAUUUCUUGAUGCAAACAUCGUAAACAGAAAACUCUUCUAUCACUGCGACAUGUUGAGCAACAUUGUAUUUACAGACCCACCGACAGACUCAACUUUCAAUGGGAACAUCGACUACACUGUUUACAAUAUUUUGAACAAAUCGUUCAAAUUUGAAGGGGAUGUCACACUGUAUUGGCAUAACAGCAACUUUUUGGAUGAAAACAGAGUAUUCACUGUUCCCGAAGCUGUCACCAUUCUGGGUGAUGUGUUGUUGGUUGAUAGCAAUGUCAAUGUCGUUGUCAUGGGUCAAAACGUGAAGAAGAUAUACAACAGUGCGUUUGUGAAUUGUUACAACCUCAAAGUGAUAAAGAACAUGAAAAGAUCAAUAGAAAUACAAAAGGGUGCCUUUGAAAAAGUUGCUAAGAAUUUUCAUAUUGAAUAUAUCGAUUGA